Coccomyxa subellipsoidea C-169 is the source of this 2343-nucleotide messenger RNA. RefSeq lists its product as hypothetical. Lineage: Eukaryota; Viridiplantae; Chlorophyta; Trebouxiophyceae; Coccomyxaceae. Gene Ontology annotation, cellular component: mitochondrion. The coding region runs from base 1 to 2343 and encodes 780 amino acids. The transcript has 15 exons. The record is from RefSeq and is a predicted model, not a curated record. Gene Ontology annotation, molecular function: protein binding.
AUGAAGUGGCUUGCCCUGGACGCCAUGGGCUCCUUGCUUUUAGUGAGGAAGCACAUCUUCAACGACUGGGAUGACGAGGGCAGCUUCAUGGCGGAUCCUGGAAUGCCUCUUCAGGACGAGGGGCAGGGCUACAGGGGCGGCCCCUCUCCCCGACGCCAUUACUCACCGCCGCCGUCCCAUUACUCACCGCGGUACCAGGCCAGAUCUGGCGCACCCCGAGACCGCAUGGACUACCAGCUACUGGCUAGCGACGUUGCGACAGCUCGCAGGACGUACCUGGUCAGGGAUAUAAUGGAAGAGAUGCAGCUGAAUGGGCUUGCCCCCGAUCGCCAGUUCCUCGAAAGCGCCAUCAGGUACAGCCUGCAGUCGACGCGCGUGGGCGACUGCUUCUAUUACUAUGAGGAGAUGCGCCGUCGGGGCAUGCAGCCUUCUGAGAGAUUGAAAGGGAGUCUUGUGUCCGUGCUGGCGCGCCACGGUGACAUGGACGCUGCUCUGGAGGUGUUUAGGCAGGUGCAGCCGUCGGCGCAGGGCGAGGACGGCUUCGAGCUUACCCUGUCGAUAGUCAACGCAUUCGCAGAAAAGGGGGACGUUGCUAAAGUGCGCCAACAAAUUCGCAGCUUCCUGGACCGUUACGGUGACCAGCCCAACGCCAUCACCUACGCUUACAGCGCAUUGAUCAGAGCAUACAGGAAGAAGCCUUUCGGGGACAGGGCAGAGUACCAGAGAGAGGUUCUAGCGGCUCUGGCCGAGGGGCAAGCGGCGGUGGGGGCUUCAACCGAGCCGCAGCGGCCCUGGCAGCUCGCGCCGGCGGCGCUAUUUGCGCUGCAGAAAUACGGGUGCCACGAUGCGGUGGUGACAUUGUUCGAGAGCAUUCCCCCCGAGGAUAGGGACAAUCCCAGCUCCUGGGCGUACACCCACACCAUCACCUCCUACAUCAAGGACGCCACCGGCAUCUUCAGGUGGCCCAAGAGCGAGGCGGAGCUGCGAUCGGCCCUCAAACACCAGUGGGCACAGGUCCUCAAGGAGAAGCAUGACACCCUGCGGGCGCAGAGAGCCACCGCAGCUGAGCAGCUGACAGAUCAGCAAAACACAGCCGCUCCAGAACAGGCAACAGCAGCUGCUGCGCCAGCACAGGCAACAACUGCCACCAUGUCAGAUCAGGAAAUCACAACCACUCCAGAACAGGCAACAGCGGCUGUUGCGCCAGAACAGGCAACAAGCACCAGCGUGCCAGAACAGGAGACUGCGAGCAGGCCAUUCUGGGCGAGAAUGUUCGGUAUAGAACAGGAAGCAGCGCCCAGUGCGCCAGAACAGGCGACAGCAGCGAACGUGCCAGAUCAGGAAGCUGCAAGCAAGCCAGAUUUGGCAACAGCAGCCGCUCCAGAACAGGCAACGGUGCCAGACGCGCCAGAACAGGCGACAGCCGUCGAGCCAGAACAGGCGACUGUGGGCACCCCGGAAGAGGCGAUCCCUCCUCCUUCGCCAGAACGGGCGAAAAGAGAGUCUGCCUGGAACAGCGGGCAGGAGAGCAGCUCAUCGGAUGAUGACAGCGAUGGUGACUUCAGCAGCGGUGACAUCAGCAGUGAUGAUGAUGUCAGCGAUGACGAGGGCAAUGACUACGGCGGCUCGCAGGAGCGAUGGACCUCCAACACCCCGAUGUCAGGUCCGGCCGGGGAGGCACUGAAACUUGCGCGGAUGAAGGAAUUGAGAUGGGUGCCGAAGGAAGAGUACAGUAAACUUCGCUACAGUUAUCUGAUGGGCCUGGCGAAUAGGGAGAGCUGGGAGAAGGCCAUAGCGCUGCAUGCAGAGAUGAACUCCAAGGGACUCGAGCUGCCUGCCAGCGAACUGCUAGAAUUCAUUGAGGUGGGAAAGCUGGCUUCGAUUCAGAUGGAGGCCAUGGGUUGCCACGGGGCGUUGCAAGUCGGAGUCGAACUUCUGAACCGCUUUGGCCAAGUGGGCUUCAAGCGCCACUUCAUCAACGGCCUGGUUGGCAGCCACCUGCUGAGAUUCGCGGUGCAACGCCACGUGGGCGACCUAACCCUCGCACACAAGCUCUGGGACUUACUCAUCGCGCAGGGGAAUAUACCGGAGCGCGCGUCUUGUCGCGCGUACCUCCUCGCCAUGGAACAGCGCGAGCCCGGGUCCCAGCAGCUGCACAAGGCGCGCGGCAGCUUCCUAGAAUACCAGCUGGAGUUGCAAAACAUUUUAUUGGCUUGUAUAUGGGGUUUUGGGGUGAUGGACGUAGUCAUGAAGGAGUACGGCGUGAUCAACCGGCCGAGAAAAUUUGGCAAGCUUAAGGCCCAGCAGCAGUCGAUUGACUUAGACUGGGACAGCGGCUCAUAG